Molecule: messenger RNA, 2190 nt
Organism: Adineta steineri
Lineage: Eukaryota; Metazoa; Rotifera; Eurotatoria; Adinetida; Adinetidae
Source: the annotation of a GenBank genome assembly
AUGGACGCACUUUUAGCACGAUUAAAAGAACAGGAAGAAGAGGUCAAACAGCUUGAAGCACAAUUAUUUAGUCGACCAGAAUUUAAAGAUAAUCGUAAAUUGGAAGAAUUACGAGCUGAAAAUGAUAAAUUAAACUAUCGAGCAAAUAUUCUCGUUCGAAGUAUCGAGGAUUUAAAAAAACAACCACCUCAAGUAAAUGUCGCAGGAUCUAAAUCGGCUGAUAAUAAAGAAAAACAACCACAACAAUCUGAAGUAAAAUCAACCGAAAAGAAACCAGAUUCACAUAAAAAAUCAUCUGAAUCAAAGCAGAAUGAUAAUAAAACUAAAAAGUCAACAACUCCAGCACCAGUUAAAACUAAUUUCACUGCUGGAGCAGAAGGUGAUAAAGAUCACUCUUGUCGAAUACUUGAUAUUUUAGUUGGUCUUUUUGAACAAUCGAUUCGAAAAGCUUUUCCUGGGGAUACAACUCUUCCAGUUCUUGUUGUACCUGCACGACAAGCUGAUUAUCAAUGCAAUUCAGCUAUGCCUAUUGCUCAGAAAUUAUCUGCGACUACUGGUAAAAAAAUUGCACCAACAGAAGUUGCAAAAAUAAUUGUUGAAAAUCUUCCUAAACAUGAUAUGAUUGAAAAAAUUGACUAUUCUGGACCAGGCUUUAUUAAUGUAACUAUUUCUCCAUCAUUUGUUUCGAAACAAAUUCGAGAUAUUUUAACAAAAGGUGUUUUACCACCAAAUAUUUUAACUAUGGUUGGCAAAUUAGGUAGCAAUGGUGAAAAUAAAAGACCUAAAGUUGUUAUUGAUUUUUCAUCGCCAAACAUUGCUAAAGAAAUGCAUGUAGGACAUUUACGAUCAACUAUAAUUGGUGAUAGUAUUGCUCGUCUACUUGAAUACACCGGUUUUGAUGUACUUCGAUUAAAUCAUCUCGGUGAUUGGGGUACACAAUUUGGUAUGCUUAUUGCUCAUUUACAAGAUGAAUUUCCUGAAUAUAAAACUGUAUCACCGCCGAUUGGUGAUCUCCUAGCAUUUUAUAAGGCAUCUAAAAAACGUUUUGAUGAAGACGAAGAAUUUAAAAAACGAGCAUAUGAAUGUGUUGUUAACCUUCAAGCAUAUGAUCCAGAUAUAAUUCAUGCAUGGAAAAUGAUAUGUGAUGUAUCUCGAAAAGAUUUCGAAUAUAUUUACAAAGAACUUGAUGUUAAAAUAACUGAUCGAGGUGAAUCAUUUUAUCAAGAUCGAAUGGUGGAUCUUGUUAAAGAACUUGAUUCUAAAAAUUUAUUAAAAUUAGAAGACGGUCGUAAAUUAAUGUUUCUACCUGAUAUUGAUGUUCCAAUGACAAUUGUUAAAACAGAUGGCGGUUUUACAUAUGAUUCAAGUGAUAUGGCAACAAUAAAACAACGUUUACAAGAAGAAAAAGCUGAUUGGAUUGUUUAUGUUAUUGAUUCGGGUCAAGCUCUUCAUAUGCAAUCUAUUUUUGCUGGAGCAAAAUUAGCUGGAUGGACUGAAGAAAAUAGUGCUCGAAUUGAUCAUGUUGGAUUUGGUGUUGUACUUGGUGAAGAUGGUAAAAAAUUGAAAACUCGAUCCGGUGAAGCUGUUCGUUUACGAGAGUUACUCGAUGAAGGUAUUGAACGAUCAUUGGCUAAAUUAAAAGAAAAAAAUCGAGAUACAGUAUUAACACCAGAAGAACUUCAAAAAGCUCAAAAAUCUGUUGCAUAUGGUUGUAUUAAAUACUCUGAUUUAUCUCGUAAUCGAAAUUUUGAUUAUAUAUUUUCAUUUGAUCGAAUGCUUGAUGAUCGAGGAAAUACAGCUGUCUAUUUACUUUAUGCUUAUACACGAAUUCAAUCAAUUGCUCGAAAAGCUGGUAUUGCUCCUGAAACAUUAAAAGCUAAGAUGCAAGAUGUUGAACUUGAUUUUGCAAAUGAAGAACAAGAAUUAAAAUUAGCUAAAUGUAUUAUUCGAUAUCCCGAUGUAUUUACACGAGCACUUGAUGAAUUAUUAAUGAAUGGUUUAUGUGAAUUUAUGUAUCAAUUAGCCACAGCAUUUACCGAAUUUUAUGAUCGAUGCUAUUGUGUUGAAGUCGAUAAAGUAACUGGUGAAAGUCGAAUUAAUUACCGACGAAUACUUCUUUGCGAAGCAACAGCAACAGUAUUGAAACAAUGUUUUGAAAUUUUAGGUAUUCAACCAUUAGAACGAAUGUAA